Messenger RNA from Alternaria rosae, 1215 nucleotides. RefSeq lists its product as uncharacterized. The record is from RefSeq and is a predicted model, not a curated record. The coding region runs from base 97 to 1065 and encodes 322 amino acids. Lineage: Eukaryota; Fungi; Ascomycota; Dothideomycetes; Pleosporales; Pleosporaceae. The transcript is spliced from 2 exons.
UCUUUCUUAAUAUCCACUAUUACUCUGAAUUGUCAUCCUGACAUUUCGACUUAAUCCAAAUCAUCUCGACCUAAUACAAAUCACCCCAAACUCAUCAUGCUUUUCUCGAACAUCGCAAUUGCGGCUUUGGCCCAGAGCUUGACUGCCUCCGCUGCCACCAUGAUGGUCACGGUUGCUGCCAACAACAAGUUCCAGUUUACGCCAAACUCUAUCGUUGCCCAACCAGGCGACAUGGUUGCUUUCAAUUUCGUUAGCCAGAACCACAGUGUCGCUUCCUCCGACGCAAACAGCCCCUGCCAGCCUCAGGCGAACGCCAUCUUCUCCGACUUUCAGCCCAUUCCCGGUAACCCCAACGGCUCCCCUGGUGCAGGUGGUGCAGGUGGUGCAGGUGGUGCUGGCAAUGCCGCUGGAGCUGCCGCUGCCGCUAACGGCAACGGUAAAGGAAACGGCCGUAACCGCAACAACAACCGCCAAGCUGGAAACACGCCCAUGUUCAUGGUCCCCAUCGUCGAUAACCAGCCCAUGUACAUCUACUGCUCGCAAGCCCAGCAUUGCCAACAAGGCAUGGUCAUGGUCAUCAACCCGCCCAGCGCUCAGGCCGUGACGCAAUACCAGAACCUCGCUGCUCAAGCAAACAACAACGUUUCUCCCCAGGGUGGCAUCAGCGGCGGACAGGUCGUCAACAACCUUGCUGGAACCACUCCCAAGAGCGUCCUCGGUGGUACGGCUGGUGAUGCGGCGACGGCAGCAAAGGCGGCCACAAAAGGCAAUGGCAAAGGCAAGGGUGGCGGUGCUGCUGGUGGUGGUCUUGCUGGAUUCCUUGCGGGCCUUGGUAAGAACAACGCCGUCGUUGAGACCAACUCCAAGAAACUCUUCGGCUUCCCCGGUGCUGGUGCUCUUGGUGCUGGCGCCCUCGGUGGUGGUGGCGCGGCAGCGGCCCUUGCUGGAGCUGGAGCUGGUGGUGCUGGAGGUGCUGGCGCAGCUGCGGGCGGUGGUGGUGCUGGUGCCAUUGCUAAGAGUGGACUCAAGGGUUUCCUCAAUGGACUUGCUCAGGGCGCCAACUAAGCAUUUAAAUAGGUUGUUUUAUCUAGUUGAGUAGGAUGUUGUGGGUAUGGGAUUGGAGCUGUAUGGUACAAGCACGACGAUAUCGAUGGUAGUAGAACAAAUGCUGGUCAUUGGAAUGUAAAUAGUGGUAAUACAUAUCUUAUGAACUUA